Molecule: messenger RNA, 1754 nt
Organism: Drosophila willistoni
Lineage: Eukaryota; Metazoa; Arthropoda; Insecta; Diptera; Drosophilidae
Product: cytochrome P450 6a2
Exons: 2
Coding region: 39-1538 (499 amino acids)
Molecular function (GO): iron ion binding; oxidoreductase activity, acting on paired donors, with incorporation or reduction of molecular oxygen; heme binding
Source: RefSeq, a predicted model, not a curated record
AGUCUACCUACGAUUGAGUCUCCCCCCGGUUUUUGAUCAUGGCUCUUCUGUUGGGCUAUGUCACGCUUGUUCUAAUCGCAGCUCUCGCGGCACUUUUCUACUACUUUUUGGUCAGCACUUAUAGCUAUUGGCAGCGACGCGGUGUGGUGCACGAUAAACCGGUCUGGCUGAAGGGGAAUCUGCCUACUAUAGGCAAAACCACAACGGUGCGAGAGCCGUUUCGUGAGUUCUAUGCCAAGUAUAAGGGUAAGGCCCCAUUUGGUGGCUUUUAUUUUGCAUUGAGAGAGGCAGCAGUGCUUUUGGAUUUGGAACUUGUGAAAUUGGUGAUGAUCAAGGAUUUCAAUAAUUUUGCAUAUCGUGGAAAUUUCUAUAAUGAACGUGAUGAUCCAAUUUCGGCGCAUUUAUUCAAUUUGGAUGGUCCCGGUUGGCGUGAGAUGCGUAUGAAACUAACGCCCACAUUUACCUCACUGAAAAUGCAUCAAAUGUUGCCCACUGUGGUGGAAAUUGGUCAACGAUUCAUUAAGGUGGUGGAGAAACAAUUGCCUACUCAAGGUCGGGCUUAUCCGGUGGAGAUGAAGGAUUUGUUGGCACGCUUUACGACCGAUGUCAUUGGCAGUUGUGCCUUUGGCUUGGAUUGCAAUAGCCUUGAUGAUCCCCAGGUUGAAUUCCGUCGUAUGGGUAGCAAAGUAUUCACAGAUCGUCGACAUGGUCGUCUGGCCUUUGCUUUCAUUCAAGGCUUUCCAAAGCUAGCGAAAAUGAUGCGCAUGAAAGUGGCCCGUGAUGAUGUCAGUGACUUUUAUAUGCGAGUAGUUAAAGAUACUUUGGAUUAUCGUGAUAAGCAUCAUGUGCAACGUAAUGAUUUUUUCAAUUUACUCAUGGAAUUGCGUAAAGAAGAGAAUGGCGGUUUGACUUUCAAUCAGUUGGCAGCACAGGCAUUUGUUUUCUUCUUGGCUGGCUUUGAGACCAGUUCAAGUACCAUGGGUUUUGCCCUCUAUCUACUGGCCUUGCAUCCUGAAAUUCAAGACAAGGCUAGGGAAGAAGUCAAUGAGGUUUUCGCUAAACACAAGGAGUUUAAUUAUGAGGCCAUGAAAGAGUUGAAAUAUCUUCAACAAAUACUUUAUGAAACUAUGCGUAAAUUCUCCAUAGCUCCCAUUUUGGUACGCAAGGCCAUCAAUGAUUAUCCUGUGCCCAACUCUUCGUAUGUCAUAGAGGCUGGCACUGCUGUGGUCAUACCCGUUGAUGCCAUACAUCAUGAUCCUGAAAUCUAUCCUGAACCAGAGAAAUUUGAUCCUGAACGUUUCAGUCCUGAGGCCAUUGAGCAACGCUCUUCGGUAGCUUGGUUACCUUUUGGUGCUGGACCACGUAAUUGCAUUGGCUUGCGUUUCGGGGAAAUGCAAUCUAUAGUCGGUCUUGGCAUGUUGUUAAAGAACUUUAAAUUCUCGGCAGCCAAGGAAACAGAUAUUCCCAUUAAAAUUAAUAAGACUAGCUUUGUUUUAUCCAGCGAAGGCGGCAUCAUAUUGAAUGUUGAAAAGGUUUAGUUAUCUUCAGACUAAGUCAAGCUGUUGAAUGUCUCGAGUUUAAGUAUUUCAUAGCAUAAGUUAUUACAUUGAGUCAGUUGUAGAUCUCUCAAUUAGUAAAUUCUACAUAUAUACAAAACGUUGCCAAAGCAACAGAACAACUAAAAGGCAAAUGACGGCGGCAUCUGCCUCAUGAUUUGUCACACAAUAAAUUAUGCAAUUUCACAUGAAGAUUAA